Molecule: messenger RNA, 3255 nt
Organism: Maylandia zebra (zebra mbuna)
Lineage: Eukaryota; Metazoa; Chordata; Actinopteri; Cichliformes; Cichlidae
Source: RefSeq, a predicted model, not a curated record
AUGCCAAACCCACUCGACAUAAUCACUGCUCUUUUUCUGUGUUCUGAUGGUUUUGUACAGCAGGAAAUGGCACUAAAAAUGUCCAUGUGUCAGUUCUCUGUUCCUCUGCUGCUUCCCAAUUGUGACACCAAUCAGUGCACACUCAUGCUGUGGGCCAUGAGAGACAUUGUUAAAAAGUACAGACCUCAGUCUCUGUCAGAGUCUAAGGGCUUCAUUGAAGACAGAAUCGUUCUGUCUGAACUUCCAAUGAUCUCUUUUGUCAGACUGGGUGAGUGCUCCUCGUCCAAGUCAGAGAUUCUCAAUAAGCUUCUGAGCAAUUCUCAGCAGUACCAUGACACCUUUGUUCACCGCAACAUGGAGUGUGGUGACAGUCCAAGAGCAAUAUCCAACGGACUGAUUGAAAUUACUUGGUAUCUUCCUUGUGGAAACACAAACAUUGAUAUUUUCAGUCAGCCAGUGGCUGUAGCUAACCUUCGUGGGGACAUUGAAUCUUUUGAAACACAAUACUCCUUUCUGUGCCACACAUCUGCUGCAGUUUUUGUGUUCUUCGGCGAUUUGGAUGAGUCUGAGUGCAGUCUACUCACUAACAUAAACCAAAAGACACAGAUCUUCUUGGUUGGCAAUGGUGAAAGUAAUAACGAGGUUUUAAGAACAGUAGCAAACAAAUUGGGCUUGAGUAACAACAACAUCAUAACUAAGAAGAAACAGAAAAAUGAUGCAGAUUUUGUACAAACUUUGAGAAAAAAAGUCAGUAAUGUGGUGGAAAACUCAAAAAUGAAGAUGACAAUAGAGCAGAUGGCAGACAUUGCCUAUAAACUGGGAAUCCUGGUUGAUGAAGACUCUCCAGAGUGCCAGACUGCAAAGACAAAUGCAGAAGCCAUCACUGCAGAAAUUCAAGAUAUCCAUAAGUACAAAGAAGAUCAGCUUCCCCGUCAAGGUGAAAUAUGGAAAGAACUGGCCUGGUUAGAGAAGGAAGAAUUUCGACUUCAACAUAUCAGGUCUGAAAAUAUAGAAGAUUACAAAAGCAAACUUCUGUUACAGAAAAAAGAACUGCGGAAAAAGCAGAACUCUUAUGACAUGUCGACAGCUAUGACAUGCUUCAUCAAUGCAAUAUCAAGCCCAGGAACAGAGAGGUUUUAUUUCCUGAAAUUGAUGCAAAUGAACCUCGAUAACCUGUCUCAUGUAAAACUGUCUGAACUUCGGGAAAAAUAUAAAGAAAAAUUUAAGAACUCUGAGAACAAAGAAGAGAUCAAGGAAAUUGACAGACAAAUUUCCAACAGCUCACUGGGGACUGAACACUUCUUCCGUGAAAUGGGUCAGAUCUAUGAAGCUUCACUGUCCCUUCCACAAACAGAUCCAGCACGUCAACAGCUGCAGCAUCUGCCCAAACUGUGUGCAGAGUUGUUGCUUGAUGGAUUUCCUCUUGAGCUUGUAGAUGGAGAUGCAUCCAACAUCCCUCUCAGAUGGGUGACUGAUGUUCUCUCUCAGCUCAGUGACUUGGUGUCUCCAAACAGAAAGAUACGUGUAGUCACAGUUCUUGGAGUUCAGGGCACAGGAAAGUCCACUCUCCUUAACACCAUGUUUGGAGUGCAGUUUGCGGUCAGCAGUGGUCGAUGUACUCGAGGUGCUUUUAUGUCGCUCAUCAAAAUCGAUGAAGAUAUGAAAAAAGUCCUAAACUGUGACUUCAUGCUGAUCAUUGACACUGAGGGCUUAAAGUCACCAGAACUUGCACAACUGGACAACAGCUAUGAGCACGACAAUGAGCUUGCUACACUUGUUGUGGGGCUGAGUGAUGUCACCAUUGUUAAUAUUGCAAUGGAGAAUUCAGCCGAAAUGAAGGACAUCCUACAAAUAGUUGUGCAUGCUUUUCUCAGGAUGAAGGAGGUGGGCAAAAAGCCUAAAUGUGUGUUUGUUCACCAGAAUGUGUCGGAUGUUUCAGCCCAUGAAAGAAACUGACGAGACAGGAAACUGCUCCUGGAACAGUUGAAUGAGAUGACCCAGGCAGCAGCCAAAAUGGAAAAGAAAGAGGAGAACAAGAGCUUCACUGAUGUGAUGGAGUACAGUCCAGACACUGGGAACUGGUACAUUCCUGGACUCUGGAAUGGAAACCCACCAAUGGCACCAGUCAGUGUAGGGUACAGUGAGGCUGUAUAUGAGCUCAAGAAACACAUCAUCCACCUGCUGGGAAACUGUGAGUCAUCGGCCAAGGAUAUCUCUGAGUUUACAGAGUGGAUGUCAAACCUAUGGAAUGCAGUAAAACAUGAAAACUUCAUCUUCAGCUUCAGAAACAAUCUCGGAGCUGAUGCAUACAUGAGACUCUGCACAGAAUUCAACAAAUGGGAGUGUGAAUUCAAAAAAGAGAUGUACACCUUUGUAACAAACGCAGAAAGAAGAAUUUCCAAUUUUGGUAAAGUUGCUGUAAAAUUUGAAUCUUCUGACAUCAAUGAAUUUCUCAAACGUUUGAAAAUUGAAGCCUCCACAGUGCUGUCCACAUGGGAGACAAGACUUCUCGAAAAUCUGAGACAAUAUUUUAAGAAAACAGACAGUCAUGUUCAUCUUGUCGAAGGAUAUAAAGAGGAAUUCUCAAGCAAUGCAAAGAGCCUUCGGCGCUUCCAGAGUGACAGUGUCAGGAUAGAUAUGCAGCCACUCCUGUUGGACUCUAAGAUACCUGAUGAACUCCUGUUAGAGAGGUUAAAUAUGGCUUGUGCCAAUGAGGCAGAAAGGAAAAACAAGAAGAGAUGUUUAGCAUCACAGACUGCUACAAGUGUGAGUGCAGUGCAGUCAGAUGAUGUGUCACCGGCUAAGAAGCCUGUAAAAGAAGUUAAAGCUAAGAUACCACCCGAGCUUUUAACUGAGUUAGCGGAGCUUAAGAUAGGUGUAGCCUCCCUGAAAGGUCUCAGUGCAGAGAUAGCUCAGAUUAAAGAGACUCUACAGCAGCCGGUGCCUGGUCCUCAGUCAUAUGCCCCACCACCAGUUAUGCAGUAUGAUAGGGACCAGCAGUAUUAUAGCUUCCAGGGCCCCCGUCAAAGACCACCACCCCCUCAGUAUCCUGUACAGCACUACACAGGUAGUCCAGCCUGCUGUGAGAGGAGGUGCCACAUCUGCCAGCAGAAUGGAGUCAACAAGCGCUGCACCCACUGCUACCUCUGUGGGAGUAGAGAACACUUUCAGGCUGGUUGUAGAAGCAGAGGUAUGAGACCAUAUAAAGAGAAACAUUUAAACCAGCAAUGGUUACCACCGAGGGACGAGUGUUAA